Messenger RNA from Limanda limanda (common dab), 1225 nucleotides. Its product is annotated as apelin receptor B-like. The coding region runs from base 47 to 1117 and encodes 356 amino acids. Gene Ontology annotation, biological process: G protein-coupled receptor signaling pathway; immune response. The record is from RefSeq and is a predicted model, not a curated record. The transcript has a single exon. Gene Ontology annotation, molecular function: G protein-coupled receptor activity. Gene Ontology annotation, cellular component: membrane. Lineage: Eukaryota; Metazoa; Chordata; Actinopteri; Pleuronectiformes; Pleuronectidae.
CAACCACUGUGGACGUACCCAGACUUUUAUAAGCAGACAACUGGAGAUGGAGCCAACCCAAGUGACCUAUGACUACUAUGACUACGAGGAGUCGGAGAACUCCACCAUGUGUGACUACUCGGAGUGGACCCCCUCGUACUCCGUCAUCCCGGUGCUCUACAUGCUCAUCUUCAUCCUGGGUCUCUCCGGCAACGGGGUGGUCAUCUUCACCGUGUGGCGCGCACAGGGCAAGAGGCGCGCGGCCGACGUGUACAUCGGGAACCUGGCCCUGGCCGACCUGACCUUCGUGGUCACGCUGCCCCUGUGGGCCGUGUACACCGCCAUGGGCUACCACUGGCCCUUCGGCGUGGCCCUGUGCAAGAUCAGCAGCUACGUGGUGCUGCUCAACAUGUACGCCAGCGUCUUCUGCCUCACCUGCAUGAGCUUCGACCGCUACCUGGCCAUCGUGCACUCGCUGUCCAGCUCCCAGCUGCGCACCCGGGGCCAUACGCGCGCCUGCCUCAUCGGGAUCUGGAUGCUGUCCGGGCUCCUGGCCGCCCCCACCCUGCUGUUCCGCACCACCAAGGACGACCCCGGCAGCAACCGCACCUCCUGCGGCAUGGACUUCAGCCUGGUGCUCACAACCAAGGAGGAGGAGAACCUGUGGAUCGCCGGCCUCAGCAUCUCCUCCUCGGCGCUGGGCUUCCUCCUGCCCUUCCUGGCCAUGAUGGUGUGCUACGGCUUCAUCGGCUGCACCGUCACCCGCCACUUCAACACCGUGCGCAAGGAGGACCAGCGCAAGAGGAGGCUGCUGAAGAUCAUCACCACGCUGGUGGUGGUGUUCGCCGCCUGCUGGACGCCCUUCCACCUGGUGAAGAGCGCGGACGCCCUGUCCUACCUGGACCUGGUCCCGGACACCUGUGCCUUCCUGCGCUUCCUGCUGCUGGCCCACCCGUACGCCACCUGCCUGGCCUACAUCAACAGCUGCCUCAACCCCUUCCUCUACGCCUUCUUCGACCUGCGCUUCAGGUCCCAGUGCCUGUGCCUCCUCAACCUGAAGAAGACCCUGCACGCCAGCCCGGCCAGCUCCCUGUCCUCCCAGAAGACCGAGGCCCAGUCCCUGGCCACCAAGGUGUGACGUGUACUGGGGGCCCAGAGGCAUGCUGUGGAAGAGGUGCAAGAUGCAGGACAAUGCAGGUGAAUCAGAACUGUGCAGCUGAUGGGUGCUUCCUCACAGGUGGCCCAG